AUGAAGUCGAAAUCACAAAUGAGAUCAAAUAUUUGCAGUUAUAAAUUAUAGAGCACAUAAGGAGACAUCAAAUAAAGAUGGUUGAAUAGUUAUGAUAACAAAGGAGUUUUUGAAAGACUAAAUGUAUAUGAAGAAAAUAAUAUUAAAUAGGUUGGAAUUUUAUAGAUGAUACACACCAAAAUCUUGUCUCUAUAAUUCAAUUUUUAAUUCUAAUAUUGA
Paramecium sonneborni is the source of this 219-nucleotide messenger RNA. NCBI's taxonomy places the organism in Eukaryota, Ciliophora, Oligohymenophorea, Peniculida, Parameciidae. The record is from the annotation of a GenBank genome assembly.